AGGACCUCAGCGGCCGCCCAUGCCGAGCUGAGUCCGCGGAGCCGCGGCCGCUUCCCGUUGCCGUCCGCCGCCGCCUUUGCGGCCUGCCGCCCGCCGGGAUGCUGGAGGAAGCGGGCGAAGUGCUGGAGAACGUACUGAAGGCGUCGUGCCUGCCGCUCGGCUUCAUCGUUUUCUUGCCCGCCGUGCUGCUGCUCGUGGCGCCGCCGCUGCCCGCCGCCGACGCCGCGCACGAGUUCACCGUGUACCGCAUGCAGCAGUACGACCUGCAGGGCCAGCCAUACGGCACACGGAAUGCAGUUCUCAACACGGAGGCACGCACAGUGGAUGCAGACGUGCUAAGCCGCCGCUGCGUGCUCAUGCGGCUUCUGGACUUCUCCUACGAGCACUACCAGAAGGCCCUGCGACAGUCAGCGGGCGCCGUGGUCAUCAUCCUGCCCCGUGCCAUGGCUGCUGUGCCCCAGGACGUUGUCCGGCAAUUCAUGGAGGUCGAGCCUGAGAUGCUGGCCAUGGAGACGGUGGUCCCCGUGUACUUUGCCGUGGAGGACGAGGCCCUGCUGGCCAUCUAUGAGCAGACACAGGCCGCCUCUGCCUCACAGGGCUCCGCCUCCGCUGCUGAAGUGCUGCUGCACACGGCCACAGCCAACGGUUUCCAGAUGGUGACCAGCGGAGCGCAGAGCCAGGCGGUGAGCGACUGGCUUAUCACCAGUGUGGAGGGACGGCUGACGGGGCUGGGAGGUGAGGACCUCCCCACCAUUGUCAUCGUGGCUCACUAUGACGCCUUUGGGGUGGCCCCGUGGCUGUCGCUGGGCGCCGACUCAAAUGGGAGCGGCAUCUCGGUGCUGCUGGAGCUGGCGCGACUCUUCUCCCGCCUCUACACCUACAAGCGCACACAUGCAGCGUACAACCUCCUGUUCUUUGCAUCCGGCGGGGGCAAGUUCAACUACCAGGGCACCAAGCGCUGGCUGGAGGACAGCCUGGACCACACAGACUCCAGCCUGCUGCAGGACAACGUGGCCUUCGUGCUGUGCCUGGACACCGUGGGCCGCGGCAGCCACCUGCGCUUGCAUGUGUCCAAGCCACCACGAGAGGGGACGCUGCAGCACGCUUUCCUGCGUGAGCUGGAGACGGUGGCCACCCACCAGUUCCCGGAUGUCAGCUUCUCCAUGGUGCACAAGAAGAUCAACCUGGCGGAUGACGUGCUAGCCUGGGAGCACGAGCGCUUCGCCAUCCGCAGGCUGCCCGCCUUCACGCUGUCACACCUGGAGAGCCACCGCGCCGGGCCACGCAGCAGCAUCAUGGAUGUGCGGUCCCGAGUGGACUCCAAGACCUUGACUCGGAACACGCGGAUCAUCGCUGAGGCCCUGACCCGGGUCAUCUAUAACCUGACGGAGAAGGGGACGCCCCCAGACAUGCCGGUGUUCACAGAGCAGAUGCAGGUCCAGCAGGAGCAGCUGGAGUCCGUCAUGGACUGGCUCACCAACCAGCCCCGGGCCGCGCAGCUGCUGGACAAGGACGGGACGUUCCUGAGCACGCUGGAGCACUUCCUGAGCCGCUACCUGAAGGACGUGCGGCAGCACCACGUGAAGGCUGACAAGCGGGACCCCGAGUUCGUCUUUUAUGACCAGCUAAAGCAGGUGAUGAACGCGUACAGGGUCAAGCCAGCCAUCUUCGACCUGCUGCUUGCUGUGUGCAUUGGGGCAUACCUCGGCAUGGCAUACACAGCCGUCCAGCACUUCCACGUGCUGUACAAGACGGUGCAGAGACUGCUGCUCAAGGCCAAGGCGCAGUGACAGCAGCUGUGCGCAGGUGGCCGGGGAGGACUGGCCCAGACACCCGGAGCGCCAGCCCGAAGCACAGGGCUCUCGGCCACUGGGACGCAGGGCUGCCUCUCCCUGUCCAUUUCCUUGAACUUCCCCAGAGGAGAGCCCUGCUGACCCACAGAAGAGCCCACUGGGACGGAUGGUGGCCCCGGCCACGUGCACUGAAGGGCCACACGCCAGUGUUGGCUUCCCCAGUGGCCAGAUCCCAGCACCUGCGCCCCGCAUCUCAGAGGCGGUCCCAGUCAGCCUGCCUCUCCCUGGCGCUGGCCAGCACCUGACCUGUCUCCGUGUUCUUCCCCACCCCCCUGUCCCGCCUGUUGCCACCUCAGCCACCACGGGACCCACCUGGUCCCCCGCUGGAUCUGAGCCACUGGAGGUUCCGGCCUCCACAUCCCCUCCCCUCAUGCAAGUGUCCCUUUUCCCUCGGCCCAGGUGCUGGUGACAGGGCUGGAGCGGCCUGGUCAGAGAAUGCAGCCCUGAGGUCUCCCUGCCCAUCCCCCACCUUAGUUUCCCUGCCUGUGAUGCAUUCUGGGGAGCCAGUCACAGUGUCUGAUGGAACAGCCAGGCCCAGCACAGCCCUCGGUGUCCCCACCAACAGCACAGCUUUCGGGGGGAGGGGAGGACAUCCGUGCUGGCAGACGACCUCAGGGACCCCACGGUGAAUCGAUUCGAUAGCAAUAUGACCCAGGAGGUGUCAGGCUAGGAGGGGCAGCUGGGGACCAGCGUCUUGCGUCCUUCUAGCGCCUGCUGAGGCCUGGUUCACCCCAACCCUCUGCAGGCUGCCUUUGUCCUGCCACAGCAUUGGCCGCCACCCUGGUGGCACUCGUGUCAUAGGGCUGUAAGGUCAGCCCGCCGCCCUGGCCCUGAACAGUCGCCUGUGGACUGUGCCUGUGCACAGCCUCCUUCUCUACCCUUGUCCCGGCAGCUGGUUAUGGGUCUGAGGCCAGUGCCACCCCGCCUGCCAGGGAAAAGUCGGACACAGCGCAUGUGCCGCCUCCCUCUGUCCCGACAGGUCAUAGGGAUGGGUGACUGCCGGAGUGGCUGGGGGUCUGCAGUUGGCGGGUUACAAAAUAAAAGCCAUAUUGAAGGA
Messenger RNA from Psammomys obesus (fat sand rat), 2910 nucleotides. RefSeq names its product nicalin (gene Ncln). The coding region runs from base 99 to 1790 and encodes 563 amino acids. NCBI's taxonomy places the organism in Eukaryota, Metazoa, Chordata, Mammalia, Rodentia, Muridae. The transcript is spliced from 14 exons. The record is from RefSeq and is a predicted model, not a curated record. Gene Ontology annotation, cellular component: endoplasmic reticulum membrane. Gene Ontology annotation, biological process: regulation of signal transduction.